Molecule: messenger RNA, 2541 nt
Organism: Menidia menidia (Atlantic silverside)
Lineage: Eukaryota; Metazoa; Chordata; Actinopteri; Atheriniformes; Atherinopsidae
Source: the annotation of a GenBank genome assembly
UUGUCUGGAUUAGGCACAUUUGUUUUCUUGGGAUGGAACUGGGCGCAAGAUGACAAAAUGCCACUUUUUCUCUUUUUGUUUGCUUGUUUGUUUUUUGGGUUAAGAAAAUGUGACUCCUCUCAGCACUUUUUGGAUCUCAACUUUUCUUUUCAUCUCUUUGGUGAUUUUGGACUGAAGAUGUGGACUAAUUUGGAUCUUUAGAGGAUGACUUUUGGUUGCAGUUUGUAAAACUGUCCUAUACGUAGGUAUCAUCCACUGAAUCUUGGACCACAAACACACAGCUACACAAACACACGCAGACAGAAGCACAGGUCGCCUCAACUGUGGAGACGGGCAGCGUGCUGUCCAACGACCCAACCUGACGCACGGAGACGGACAGACAGACAGACAGUCUGAUGCCAACUGUCUCCCCUGUCAAUCUCACGGCACCACUCCUCCUCCUGUUGCUAUGGGCAACCCACACCACCAUGGCAACCAACUGGCUCUCCCUGGCGAGGCUGCCUCGCUCCAGGCCCGUGUCUGGUGCUGCUCCAUGUGCACGGCUGAGGGGGCUGACCCCAGGGCAGGUGGGGGUGUGCAGAGCACGGGGGGAGGUCAUGGAGUCGGUACGCAAGGCAGCAGAGAUGGUUAUAGAAGAGUGCCAGCACCAGUUCAGAAAUCGCCGCUGGAAUUGUUCAACCACCCCACGUGGGAUCAACGUGUUUGGCCGAGUAAUGAACCAAGGCACUCGUGAGGCAGCCUUUGUGCACGCUCUGUCCUCCGCAGCUGUGGCAAUGGCUGUGACCCGAGCCUGCACCCGUGGGGAGCUGGAGAGGUGUGGCUGUGACAGGAAGGUCAGGGGUGUCAGUCCCGAAGGCUUCCAGUGGUCCGGCUGCAGUGACAACCUGUCCUAUGGUGUAGCUUUCUCCCAGACAUUUGUAGAUGAACCCGAACGGGCCAAGGGCGUGUCGGCGGGGCGCCCGCUCAUGAACCUCCACAACAACGAGGCGGGUCGAAAGGCCAUCCUUCACAACAUGCAGGUGGAGUGUAAGUGUCAUGGCGUCUCUGGCUCCUGUGAGCUGAGAACCUGCUGGAAAGUCAUGCCUCCGUUCAGACGCGUUGGUGCCGUGCUAAAGGAACGUUUCGAUGGAGCCACAGAGGUCCGGCUGACUCGUAUCGGAUCCAGGACAGCUCUGCUCCCCCGUGAUCCCCACGUCAAACCCCCCGCUGCCAGAGACCUUCUGUAUCUUGCCCCCUCCCCAGAUUUCUGUAAUCUUGACCCUGAUAAUGGAAUCCCAGGGACUGCUGGUCGGAGAUGUAAUGGAACGUCUCGACUGGCACCGGAUGGGUGUGAGCUGGUGUGUUGUGGGCCAGGAUUCAGGGCGGGCCGGGCCGAGGUGGUGCAGCGCUGCUCCUGCAAGUUUUCCUGGUGCUGCUCCGUCCGUUGCCAGCAGUGCAAAAAUACUCUCACAAUUCACACCUGCAGAGUGUAAAAAGGCCCAAACAAGACCAUGCUGAAGGAGCAGAGAGGCCGGAGUGAACCACCAGGCCGACGCUGCUGGCCACCCAGGGGCAGAAAGUACAGCAAAGACAGGAGGAGGGGUUUUUGGCCACAUGUCCGUCACCACAUUAAAUCAACUGCUGUCAAAAAACAGUAUGUUUUCAAGUAGUGGUCACCCUCUCUUUAGGCUUUUUAGAAAGUAAAAGAUGAAAAAAACAGACCACAAGUCAAACAGAAACAACUUGUAGGGUAGAAAAAAAAAAUCUCUGUCUUCUCAUACUGCCUGUGCACUUAUGUGUGAACACACAAAGUAAAUCCAAUGUUGACCUGACAAAGCUUCUAAAGCUGAACUUAACCAAAACUAACAGAAGUCAUGCAUCAGUCUUUGUCAUUUUGUGAAAACAAUUUUCAUUUGGUCCUAGAUUUGCAGGUCUUUGAACAUGUCACGUAUUUAUGUCUUCCUUUAAAUUUUGGUUUAUUUAUUUGUGUAACAAAUUUGUUUGCUUCACUUUCAGCCCACAGCGGCAAAAAUGACAUCUACUUACCUCAGCAUCUCUCUUAUUUUUUGCUUGUCACCUUCUCGUGAAACUGAUAUGUUCCUGCAGAAGCAAUACUUUUAGGUCUAUUCAUCAUGUCUAAUAAAUGUAUUAGUUUAUCCAAGAUACCAAAUGUUUUGAUUUACUUAUUUUUCAUAUCUAUAUACUCACAUCCAUAGGUUAGAAAUAAAGUUUAAUGUACCCUGUGAGAUCAUUUGAUUGUGAUCUUGUUUACAUGACAAUAGCAAAAGCUUAGUGUUAGUCAGACCAAAACUGUACUAUAAAUGUGCAUGUAAAUAUGUUAGUCUGGCUGAAAUUGUUCAAAUUUAAAGCUCUCAAAGCCAGAUUAACACACCCAAACAUGCGGUCUGGAUCUAAUCACUUCUGCGUCUGCAUGUUCAGCUAGAAUGAUAUAUGCCUAGGCUCUCCACACAUGCUCCAAAGUUCCAUCGUUUUGUAAAAUAAGUACAGCUCAAUUGUAUAUUAAUACAGCUGAAUUCCCAAUAAAGCUGCUCUCAUUCACAU